Cricetulus griseus (Chinese hamster) is the source of this 15240-nucleotide messenger RNA. The record is from RefSeq and is a predicted model, not a curated record. Lineage: Eukaryota; Metazoa; Chordata; Mammalia; Rodentia; Cricetidae.
GGCUUCAGCGUUGGUCUCGCUCUCGGGUCCCAGCCCUGCUCGGGCCCCGCCCGGCCCCGCCCUCUCCCCACAGCUCGGGGCAGACCCGCCCGAGUUACAAGAGCCGCCUCCGCGCGCGGGGGCCCGGCCACUUGGAGCAGCUCUGCCGCGGGGACUGCACUCUCCGCCCUGCCAGCCCCGCCCCGACUGGGGCUCGCCGUCGCCAGCAGUCUUUGCACUGCGACCUCGGGCCCUACGCCGCCUAUGGCUGCGUCCUGGGACUGAGCCCGCAGGCUGUGUGACCGAGAUUCCCAAAGAGAGAGAGAGAGACCGAUAGAAGAAGAGAAGGAGGCGGGGCGGGCUCCUGGCAAGGCAUUUGCUCCUGAAUAGAGUCCUGCAAAGAGCUUGUUUCUUUACCUCAUCCCAGAUGGAGAAGGAGGAGGAGACAACCCGGGAGCUGCUGCUGCCUAACUGGCAGGGCAGUGGCUCCCAUGGACUGACCAUUGCCCAGAGGGACGAUGGAGUCUUCGUACAGGAAGUGAUGCAGAACUCCCCUGCGGCCCGCACCGGGGUGGUCAAGGAGGGGGACCAGAUUGUGGGUGCCACCAUCUAUUUUGACAACCUGCAGUCUGGUGAGGUGACCCAGCUGCUGAACACCAUGGGGCAUCACACUGUUGGCUUGAAGUUGCAUCGUAAGGGGGACCGGUCCCCUGAGCCUGGACAGACCUGGACCCAUGAAGUCUUCAGCUCCCGUAGCUCUGAGGUGGUUCUGAGUGGGGAUGAUGAGGACUACCGACGAAUCUACACCACAAAGAUCAAGCCACAUCUGAGGUCAGAGGAUGGAGUAGAAGGGGACCUUGGAGAGACCCAGAGCCGUACCAUUACAGUGACCAGAAGGGUCACAGCCUACACUGUGGAUGUCACUGGUCGGGAAGGAGUGAAAGACAUUGAUAUCAGCAGCCCUGAGUUCAUGAUCAAGAUACCAAGGCAUGAAGUGACUGAGAUCUCCAACACAGAUGUGGAAACCCAGCCUGGGAAGACGGUGAUCAGACUGCCCUCAGGAUCAGGGGUAGCUUCUCCAACUACAGGCUCUGCCAUGGAUAUCCGGGCAGGUGCCAUUUCUGCUUCAGGACCAGAGCUCGAAGGUGCUGGCCAAUCAAAAUUCCAGGUCACUGUGCCUGGAAUAAAGGUGGGAAGUCCAGGAGUCAAUGUCAGUGCAAAAGACUUGGGCUUAGGUGGCAAGGGAGGGAGCCAAGUUCCUGGAGUGGACACUUCGUCCACUUCUCUUGGGACUGGCUCAGUAGAGGUACAGGGCCCAUCCCUCCAGAGUGGUGAUAUUGGGAAAAUUAAAAUUCCUACCAUGAAGAUGCCAAAAUUUGGUGUCUCAGCAGGCCCAGAGGUGGGGCUGAAUGUUACUGCACCUGAAUUCUCUGUGGGGCAUGAGGGUGAAAAGCCAGGCUUGACCAUUGGUGGGGAUAUCCAGGCCCCUCAUCUGGAAGUCAGUGCCUCCUCUGCCAAUAUUGAGGGGCUUGGGGGGAAGCUGACGGGUCCCCAAAUCAGUGGGCCAUCACUUGAGAGUGACUUAGGUCUGAAAGGUACCAAGUUGCAGGGGAGCAUAGGAAUGGGUACUUGUGCUUCCAAAAUUGAGGGCAGCAUCACUGGUCCCAGUGUGGAAGUUGGAACCCCUGACGUUGAUAUUCCUGGACUGGGGGGCAAACUGAAUGUGCCCAAGAUGAAAGUCCCUAAAUUCUCUGCAUCAGGUUCAAAGGGAGAGGGGGUUGGGAUUGAUGUGACAUUGCCCACAGGUGAAGUGACCCUUCCUGGCAUCUCUGGGGAUGUCGAUCUGCCCGAGAUUGCUACUGGUGGCCUAGGAGGGAAGAUGAAGGGUGCUAAAGGCAAGGCUCCUGAAAUGAUUGUUCAGAAGCCUAAAAUCUCCAUGCAGGAUGUGGAUCUGAGCGUUGGGUCCUGUAAACUGAAAGGAGAUAUGAAGGUGACUGCUCCUGAGGUGAAAGGUGAUGUUAAAGGCCCUCAGGUGGCAGUUAAAGGCUCCAGAGUGGACAUAGAGACACCUAACUUAGAGGGGACCUUGACAGGCCCCAAACUCAGCAGCCCUUCUGGAAAAAUGGGGGCCUGUAGGAUCUCUAUGGCAGAUGUAGACUUAAAUGUAGCUUCACCUAAAGGUAAAGGGGGUGUAGAUGUCAUGCUACCCAAAGUAGAAGGAAAAAUCAAAGCCCCUGAACUUGAUGUCCAAGGCCCCAAAAUGGAUGUCAAUGUACCAGAUGUGGAAGUUCAUGGCCCAGAAUGGAACUUGAAGAUGCCUAAGAUGAAGAUGCCCAAGUUCAGUGUCCCAGGAGUCAAAGGAGAAGGCCCAGAUGUAGACGUGACUCUACCCAAAGGAGACAUCAGUAUUUCAGGGCCUAAGGUCAAUAUAGAAACCCCAAAUGUCAACAUGGAGAUUCCGGGGGGAAAACUUAAAGGUCCUGAUGUUAAUCUGCCUGAAGUGAGCGUCAAAACUCCAAAGAUUUCUAUGCCUGAUGUAGACCUGCACAUCAAAGGCGCAAAGGUGAAGGGAGAGUAUGACGUAACAACACCAAAGCUUGAGGGAGAACUGAAAGGUCUCAAAGUGGACACUAAUACCCCGGAAGUGGACGUUCAUGGCCCAGGCCUGAAGAUGCCCAAGAUGAAAAUGCCCAAGUUCAGCAUGCCAGGAUUCAAAGCAGAAGGCCCAGAAGUGGAUGUCAAUCUGCCCAAGGCUGAUGUGGACAUUUCUGGGCCUAAGGUGGAGGUCAGUACUCCAGAAGUGAGCGUUGAAGGACCAGAAGGGAAACUGAAAGGACCUAAGUUUAAAAUGCCUGAAAUGAAUAUCAGAGCCCCAAAGAUCUCCAUGCCAGAUGUGGACUUACACUUAAAAGGCCCCAGUGUAAAGGGAGAAUAUGAUGUCACCGUGCCAAGGGCUGGAGGUGAGAUUAAAGUUCCUGAUGUUGAACUUAAGAGUGCCAAGGUGGACAUUGAUGUCCCAAAUGUGGACGUUAAAGGUCCCGAAUGGCACAUGAAGAUGCCUAAGAUAAAAACGCCCAAGUUUGGCAUGCCGGGCUUCAAGGCAGAGAGUCCAGAAGUAGAUGUGAAUCUCCCGAAGGCCAACAUUGAUGUCUCGGGACCCAGAGUAGACAUCAAAGCUCCAGAGGUGAACAUUGAAGGACCUGAAGGAAAGCUAAAGGGUCCCAAGCUGAAGACGCCCGAGAUGAAUAUCAAGGCCCCCAAGAUCUCCAUGCCUGAUGUGGAUUUGCAUCUGAAAGGUCCAAAUAUAAAAGGAGAGUAUGAUGUCACAGUGCCAAAGGUUGAAGGAGACUUGAAAGGCCCAAAAGUAGAUGUCAGCGCUCCAGAUGUUGAUAUUCAUGGUCCUGAUUGGAACUUGAAAAUGCCAAAGAUUAAAAUGCCCAAGUUCAGCAUGCCGAGUCUCAAAGGAGAAGGCCCAGAUUUGGAUGUGAGCAUGCCCAAGGCUGAUAUGGACAUUUCUGUACCAAAGCUAGAUAUUAGUGCUCCAGAUUUGAACCUUGAGGGACCAGAAGGGAAGUUGAAGGGUCCCAAGUUUAAGAUGCCUGAGAUGCAUUUCAAGGCUCCAAAGGCGUCACUACCAGAUGUGGACCUAGAUCUCAAAGGACCCAAAAUAAAAGGAAAUCUAGAUGUGUCUACACCAAAAAUAGAGGGAGAGAUGAAAGUUCCAGAUGUGGACAUCAAAGGUCCAAAGGUAGAUAUUAAAGCUCCAGAUGUGGAAGGUCAAGGCCCAGACUGGAGCCUGAAAAUGCCAAAGAUGAAAAUGCCCAAGUUCAGUAUGCCUACUCUCAAAGCUGAGGGUCCAGAUGUGGAUGUGAACCUACCUAAGGCUAACAUUGAUGUCUCAGGACCAAAAGUUGACAUUGAAACCCCAGAUGUGAGCCUUGAGGGCCCAGAAGGAAAGCUGAAGGGCCCCAAGUUUAAGAUGCCCGACAUGCACUUCAAGGCCCCCAAGAUCUCCAUGCCUGAUGUGGACUUACACUUGAAAGGCCCCAAAGUCAAAGGGGACGUGGAUGUGACGGUGCCCAAGAUAGAAGGUGAAGUGAAAGUACCACAGGUUGACAUCAAAGGCCCCAAAGUGGACAUUGAUGCUCCAGAUGUGGACGUUCAUGGUCCAGACUGGCACCUGAAAAUGCCCAAGAUGAAAAUGCCCAAGUUCAGCAUGCCUGGCUUCAAAGCAGAGGGCCCUGAAGUGGAUGUGAACCUGCCUAAGGCUGACAUUGAUGUCAAAGGCCCCAAAGUUGACAUUGAGGCUCCAGAUGUGAGCAUUGAGGGUCCAGAAGGGAAACUGAAGGGUCCCAAGUUUAAGAUGCCUGACAUGCACUUCAAAGCCCCCAAGAUCUCCAUGCCUGAUGUGGACUUAAAUAUUAAGGGGCCCAAAGGAAAAGCAGAUGUGGAUGUAUCAUUGCCUGAGGUAGAAGGUGAAAUAAAAGUGCCAGAUGUGGACAUUAAAGGACCCAAAGUUGGCAUUGAUGCUCCAGAUGUUGAAGCUCAUGGACCAGACUGGCACCUUAAGAUGCCUAAAAUAAAAAUGCCCAAGUUCAGCAUGCCUGGCUUCAAAGGAGAGGGCCCUGAGGUGGAUGUGAACCUGCCUAAGGCUGACAUUGAGGUCUCAGGACCCAAGGUGGACAUUGGUGUUCCAGAUGUGAACAUUGAAGGUCCUGAUGCCAAACUGAAAGGACCAAAAUUUAAGAUGCCAGAAAUGAAUAUAAAGCCUCAGAAGAUAUCCAUGCCAGAUGUUAGCUUGAAUUUGAAAGGCCCUAAAGUGAAAGGAGAAUAUGAUGUCUCAGUUCCAAAAGUGGGAGGAGAAAUAAAAGCUCCUGCUGUUGACAUCAAAGGCCCUAAAGUAGAUGCACCAGAUGUGGACGUUCAUGGUCCAGACUGGCAUCUGAAGAUGCCCAAGGUGAAAAUGCCCAAGUUCAGCAUGCCUGGCUUCAAAGGAGAGGGCCCUGAAGUGGAUGUGAACCUGCCUAAGGCUGAUAUUGAGGUCUCAGGACCCAAGGUGGACAUUGAGGCUCCAGAUGUGAAUAUUGAAGGCCCAGAAGGGAAACUGAAGGGUCCCAAGUUCAAGAUGCCGAGCAUGAAUAUACAGACACAUAAAAUCUCUAUGCCUGAUGUUGGGCUUAAUCUGAAAGGACCUAAAGUGAAAAGUGAUGUAGAUGUUUCUCUUCCAAAAGUCGAAGGAGAUUUGAAAGGUCCUGAAGUUGAUGUUAAAGUCCCUAAGAUGGAUGUGGAUGUUGGUGAUAUUGAUAUUGAAGGUCCAGAAGGGAAACUGAAGGGCCCCAGGUUUAAGAUGCCUGACAUGCACUUCAAGGCCCCCAAGAUCUCCAUGCCUGACGUGGACUUACACUUGAAAGGCCCCAAAGUCAAGGGGGACGUGGAUGUGACGGUGCCCAAGAUAGAAGGUGAAGUGAAAGUUCCUGAAGUGGACAUCAAAGGCCCCAAAGUGGACAUUGAUGCUCCAGAUGUGGAUGUUCAUGGUCCAGACUGGCACCUGAAGAUGCCCAAGGUGAAAAUGCCCAAGUUCAGCAUGCCUGGCUUCAAAGGAGAGGGCCCUGAGGUGGAUGUGAAUCUACCAAAGGCUGACAUUGAGGUCUCAGGACCCAAGGUGGACAUUGAGACUCCAGAUGUGAAUAUUGAAGGUCCAGAUGCAAAGCUGAAGGGCCCCAAGUUCAAGAUGCCCAAGCUAAAUAUCAAGGCUCCCAAGAUUUCCAUGCCAGAUGUGGACUUGAAUUUGAAGGGGCCUAAGCUGAAAGGAGAGAUAGAUGCUUCUGUGCCAGAAAUGAAGGCUGAUCUCAGAGGUCCUCAAGUUGAUGUCAAAGGCCCCAGUGUGGAUGUGGAAGUGCCUGAUGUUGACCUGGAAUGUCCCGAUGCAAAGUUGAAGGGCCCCAAGUUCAAGAUGCCCGACAUGCACUUCAAGGCCCCCAAGAUCUCCAUGCCUGAUGUGGACUUACACUUGAAAGGCCCCAAAGUCAAGGGGGAUGUGGAUGUGACGGUGCCCAAACUGGAAGGAGAUUUGAAAGGCCCCAGUGUGAAUGUGGAAGUGCCUGAUGUUGACCUGGAAUGUCCCGAUGCAAAGUUGAAGGGCCCCAAGUUUAAAAUGCCUGACAUGCACUUCAAGGCCCCCAAGAUCUCCAUGCCUGAUGUGGACUUACACUUGAAAGGCCCCAAAGUCAAGGGGGAUGUGGAUGUGACGGUGCCCAAACUAGAAGGAGAUUUGAAAGGCCCCAGUGUGGAUGUGGAAGUGCCUGAUGUUGACCUGGAAUGUCCUGAUGCAAAGCUGAAGGGCCCCAAGUUCAAGAUGCCUGACAUGCACUUCAAGGCCCCCAAGAUCUCCAUGCCUGAUGUUGAUUUCAACUUAAAGGGUCCUAAAAUCAAAGGAGAUAUUGAUGUUUCAGUCCCAAAGCUUGAGGGGGAAUUAAAGGCUCCAGAACUGGAUGUCAAGGGCCCCAAAUUGGAUGCUGACAUGCCAGAAGUAGCUGUGGAAGGCCCAGAAGGUAAAUGGAAAAGUCCUAAAUUCAAGAUGCCAGAAAUGCACUUUAAAGCUCCAAAAAUCUCCAUGCCAGACAUUGAUCUUCACUUAAAGAGUCCAAAGAUAAAGGGGGAGAUUGAUGUAGAUGUCCCCAAAUUGGAAGGAGACCUCAAAGGGCCAAAUGUGGACAUGAGUGGGCCAGACAUUGAAAUUGAAGGACCAGAAGGCAAAUUGAAAGGCCCUAAGUUCAAAAUGCCUGAGAUGAACAUCAAAGCUCCUAAAAUCUCCAUGCCAGAUUUGCAUCUUAAGGGUCCCAAGGUAAAGGGAGAUGUGGAUGUUUCCCUACCCAAAGUGGAAGGAGACCUCAAAGGCCCAGAGGUUGACAUCAAAGGACCCAAAGUGGACAUUGAUGUUCCAGAUGUGGACGUUCAUGGUCCAGACUGGCACCUGAAGAUGCCCAAGAUGAAAAUGCCUAAGUUCAGCAUGCCUGGCUUCAAAGCAGAGGGCCCUGAAGUGGAUGUGAAUCUACCACAGGCUGACAUUGAGGUCUCAGGACCCAAAGUGGACAUUGAGGCUCCAGAUGUGAAUAUUGAAGGUCCAGAAGGGAAACUGAAGGGUCCCAAGUUCAAGAUGCCUGAGAUGAACAUCAAGGCUCCUAAAAUCUCCAUGCCUGAUUUGCAUCUUAAGGGUCCCAAAAUAAAGGGAGAUGUGGAUGUUUCCUUGCCCAAAGUGGAAGGCGACCUCAAAGGUCCAGAGGUUGAUAUUACAGGCCCUAAAGUGGACAUUGAUGUUCCUGAUGUUAGCAUUGAAGGUCCAGAGGGCAAACUGAAGGGCCCCAAGUUCAAGAUGCCUGAGAUGAACAUCAAAGCCCCCAAGAUCUCCAUGCCUGACAUUGAUCUUAACCUGAAAGGCCCCAAAAUGAAGGGUGAUGUGGACGUGUCUCUGCCCAAAAUGGAAGGUGAGAUUAAAGUUCCUGAAGUUGACAUCAAAGGACCCAAAGUGGACAUUGAUGUUCCAGAUGUGGACGUUCAUGGUCCAGAUUGGCACCUGAAGAUGCCCAAAAUAAAAAUGCCCAAGUUCAGCAUGCCUGGCUUCAAAGGAGAGGGCCCUGAGGUGGAUGUGAAUCUACCAAAGGCUGACAUUGAGGUCUCAGGACCCAAGGUGGACAUUGACGUUCCAGAUGUGAACAUUGAAGGUCCUGAUGCAAAGCUGAAGGGCCCCAAAUUCAAGAUGCCUGAGAUGAACAUCAAGGCUCCUAAAAUCUCCAUGCCUGAUUUGCAUCUUAAGGGUCCCAAAAUAAAGGGAGAUGUGGAUGUUUCCUUGCCCAAAGUGGAAGGCGACCUCAAAGGUCCAGAGGUUGAUAUUACAGGCCCUAAAGUGGACAUUGAUGUUCCUGAUGUUAGCAUUGAAGGUCCAGAGGGCAAACUGAAGGGCCCCAAGUUCAAGAUGCCUGAGAUGAACAUCAAAGCUCCUAAAAUCUCCAUGCCUGAUUUUGACCUUAAUGUUAAAGGCCCCAAAGUGAAAGCAGAUAUGGAUGUUUCACUUCCAAAUGUAGAGGGUGAUUUGAAAGGACCUUCUCUUGAUAUAAAGGGUCCAAAAUUAGACAUAAAUGCUCCAGAUGUUGACAUUCAUGGUCCUGAGGGCAAAUUAAAAGGUCCCAAACUGAAAAUGCCUGACAUGCAUGUAAACAUGCCCAAGAUCUCCAUGCCAGAAAUUGACUUGAAUUUAAAGGGCUCGAAGCUCAAGGGAGACAUUGAUGUAUCUGGACCCAAAUUAGAGGGUGACCUUAAAACUCCCAAGUUGGAUGUGAAGGGCCCAGAAGUGGACAUUUCUGCUCCCAAGGUCAAUAUUGAAGGGAAAUCAAAGAAAUCUCGAUUUAAGCUUCCCAAAUUUAAUUUUUCUGGGUCCAAAAUUCAGACACCUGACAUGGAUGUCAAAGUUAAAAAGCCAGAUGUUGAUGUAACAGCACCAAAAGUUGAUAUUAAUGCUCCAGACGUUGAAGUCCAUGGCAAAGUGAAAGGAUCCAAAUUUAAAAUGCCUUUCCUGAGUAUUUCAUCUCCCAAAGUUUCUAUGCCUGAUGUAGAGCUAAAUUUGAAAGGUCCUAAAGUCAAAGGAGACUUAGAUGUAGCAGGCCCAAAUUUAGAAGGAGACUUUAAAAGCCCCAAAGUGGAUAUUAAAGCAGCAGAAGUUCAUCUUAAUGCACCUGAUGUGGACGUUCAUGGUCCAGAAUGGAAUCUGAAAAUGCCCAAGAUGAAAAUGCCCAAGUUCGGUGUGUCUGGCUUAAAAGCAGAAGGGCCUGAUGUGGCUAUGGAUUUACCAAAAGGAGACAUCAAUAUAGAAGGUCCAAGUAUGAAUAUUGAGGGCCCAGAACUCAAUGUGGAAUGUCCAGAGGGAAGCUUAAAAGGCCCCAAAUUUAAGAUGCCCGAGAUGAACAUCAAAGCUCCGAAGAUCUCCAUGCCUGACAUUGACUUAAACCUGAAAGGCCCAAAGGUAAAAAGUGAUGUAGAUGUUUCUCUUCCCAAACUUGAAGGCGAUCUUAAAGGGCCAAAAGUUGAUAUCAAAGGCCCCAAAAUGGAUGCUCCAGAUGUGGAUGUUCAUGGCCCAGACUGGCAUCUAAAGAUGCCCAAGGUGAAAAUGCCCAAAUUCAGCAUGCCUGGCUUCAAAGCAGAGGGCCCUGAAGUGGAUGUGAACCUGCCUAAGGCUGACAUUGGUGUCUCAGGACCUAAAUUGGAUAUUGAAGGCCCUGAUGUAAACAUUGAAGGACCAGAAGGAAAGUUGAAAGGUCCUAAGUUCAAGAUGCCUGAGAUGAACAUCAAAGCUCCUAAAAUCUCCAUGCCUGAUUUGCAUCUUAAGGGUCCCAAAAUAAAGGGAGAUGUGGAUGUUUCCUUGCCCAAAGUGGAAGGAGACCUCAAAGGUCCAGAGGUUGAUAUUACAGGCCCUAAAGUGGACAUUGAUGUUCCUGAUGUUAGCAUUGAAGGUCCAGAGGGCAAACUGAAGGGCCCCAAGUUCAAGAUGCCUGAGAUGAACAUCAAAGCUCCUAAAAUCUCCAUGCCUGAUUUACAUCUUAAGGGCCCCAAAGUCAAGGGAGAUGUGGAUGUUUCCCUACCCAAAGUGGAAGGAGACCUCAAAGGCCCAGAGGUUGACAUCAAAGGACCCAAAGUGGACAUUGAUGUUCCAGAUGUGGACGUUCAUGGUCCAGAUUGGCAUCUGAAGAUGCCCAAGGUGAAAAUGCCCAAGUUCAGCAUGCCUGGCUUCAAAGGAGAAGGCCCUGAAGUGGAUGUGAACCUGCCUAAGGCUGACAUUGAGGUCUCAGGACCCCAGGUGGACAUCGAUACUCCUGACAUUGACAUCCAUGGUCCGGAAGGGAAACUGAAGGGCCCCAAGUUUAAGAUGCCUGAUCUUCACCUCAAGGCACCCAAGAUCUCAAUGCCAGAGGUUGAUCUGAACCUGAAAGGGCCAAAAGUGAAGGGUGAUGUGGAUAUUUCUCUGCCAAAAGUGGAAGGAGACUUCAAAGGCCCAGAGGUUGACAUCAAAGGCCCCAAAGUGGACAUUGAUGUUCCAGAUGUGGACGUUCAUGGUCCAGACUGGCACCUGAAGAUGCCCAAGAUGAAAAUGCCCAAGUUCAGCAUGCCUGGCUUCAAAGGAGAGGGCCCUGAAGUGGAUGUGAAUCUACCAAAGGCUGACAUUGAGGUCUCAGGACCCAAGGUGGACAUUGAUGUUCCAGAUGUGAAUAUUGAAGGUCCAGAAGGGAAACUGAAGGGUCCCAAGUUCAAGAUGCCUGAGAUGAACAUCAAGGCUCCCAAGAUCUCCAUGCCUGACUUUGAUUUGCAUCUGAAAGGCCCCAAAGUGAAGGGAGAUGUGGAUGCUUCCCUGCCUAAAAUGGAAGGUGAAUUUAAAGGCCCCAGUAUUGAUAUCAAGGGCCCCAGUGUGGAUAUUGACACUCCUGAUGUCAAUAUUGAAGGUCCAGAAGGAAAAUUAAAAGGACCCAAAUUUAAAAUGCCAGACAUGCACAUCAAAGCACCAAAGAUUUCCAUGCCUGACUUUGACUUAAACCUUAAAGGGCCCAAGGUAAAAGGAGAUGUGGACCUUGCAGUACCUAAGGUGGAAGGUGAUCUCAAAGGGCCAGAGAUAGACAUUGAGGGUCCCGAAGGAAAACUCAAAGGUCCCAAAUUUAAGAUGCCAGAUGUCCAUUUCAAAACCCCACAAAUUUCAAUGAGUGACAUUGAUUUGAACAUGAAAGGACCUAAGAUAAAGGGAGAUUUGGACGUUUCUAUUCCUAAACUAGAAGGGGAUUUGAAAGGUCCCAAAGUGGAUGUCAAAGGCCCCAAACUGGACAUUGAUACUCCUGACAUUGACAUCCAUGGUCCAGAAGGGAAGCUGAAGGGCCCCAAGUUUAAAAUGCCUGAUCUCCACCUCAAGGCACCCAAGAUCUCAAUGCCAGAGAUUGACCUGAACCUGAAAGGGCCAAAAGUGAAGGGUGAUGUGGAUGUUUCUCUUCCAAAAGUGGAAGGAGACCUCAAAGGCCCAGAAGUUGACAUCAAAGGCCCCAAAGUGGACAUUGAUGUUCCAGAUGUGGACGUUCAUGGUCCAGACUGGCAUCUGAAGAUGCCCAAGGUGAAAAUGCCCAAGUUCAGCAUGCCUGGCUUCAAAGGAGAGGGCCCUGAAGUGGAUGUGAACCUGCCUAAGGCUGACAUUGAGGUCUCAGGACCCAAGGUGGACAUUGAUGUUCCAGAUGUGAACAUUGAAGGUCCUGAUGCAAAGUUGAAGGGUCCCAAGUUCAAGAUGCCUGAGAUCAACAUCAAGGCUCCUAAGAUCUCCAUGCCUGAUGUGGAUCUGGAGUUAAAAGGACCAAAAGUAAAGGGAGACUUUGAUGUGUCUGUUCCUAAGAUUGAAGGUACACUCAAAGGACCUGAAGUAGACCUGAAAGGUCCAGGCCUAGAUUUCGAAGGCCCUGAUGCUAAACUUAGUGGUCCUAACUUGAAGAUGCCAUCAUUGGAUAUAUCUGCUCCUAAAGUAACUGGACCUGAUGUUAAUUUGCACCUCAAGACACCAAAAAUUGGAGUUUCUGGGCCCAAGUUAGGAGGUGAAUUGGACGUCAAGGGCCCCAAAGUUGAUUUAGAAACGCCAAGCUUAGAUGUCCACAUGGAGAGCCCAGAUAUUAAUAUUGAGGGGCCAGAUGUUAAAGUUCCAAAGUUUAAGAAACCCAAGUUUGGAUUUGGUGCAAAAAGCCCUAAAGCUGACAUCAAGACACCCUCGGUUGAUGUGACUGUCCCUGAAGCAGAGCUGAGUGUUGAGACUCCUGAAGUAAGUGUUGGCGGAAAGGGCAAGAAAAGCAAGUUUAAAAUGCCUAAAAUCCACAUGAGUGGUCCUAAAGUUAAGGCCAAAAAGCAGGGAUUUGAUUUGAAUGUUCCUGGAGGUGAGGUUGAUGCCAGCCUUAAGGCUCCUGAAGUGGAUAUUGGCGGGGCAGGUCCUGAUGUUGCACUCAAAGGUGAUGUCAAGUCUCCCAAAGUCAAGAAAACCAUGUUUGGGAAAAUGUAUUUCCCAGACGUAGAAUUUGAUAUUAAGUCACCUAAAUUUAAAGCAGAGGCUUCCCUACCUAGCCCCAAGAUGGAGGGUGAAAUCAAGGUACCUGACCUGGAUAUUUCUUCCCCGGGGAUUAAUGUGGAAGCUCCUGACAUUCAUGUGAAGGCUCCCAAGUUCACGGUCCCAGGUGUGGAUGUCUCAGGGCCGAAGAUAGAGGGCAACUUGAAAGGUCCUAAGGUGCAGGCAAACUUGGACACACCUGACAUCAGCAUCGAAGGCUCUGAUGCCAAAAUCAAAGCCCCCUCAUUUAGUGUUUCUGCCCCUCAGGUCUCCAUACCUGAUGUGAAUGUUCAGUUGAAAGGACCAAAGAUAAAGGGUGAUGUUCCCAGUGUGGGACUGGAAGGACCUGACAUAGAUUUGCAAAGUCCAGAAGGAAAAAUCAAGUUCCCUAAGUUUUCACUGCCCAAGAUUAGUGCCCCUAGUAUGAAAAUGGAAGGUGGGGGCACUGAGAUCUGUGCCCAGAUGCCCUCCUUUGAAGGAAGCUUGAGCACAUCAGAUGUUAAGUUUGAAGGGCCUGAUAUGUCUCUAAAAGGCCCAGGAGUGGACUUGCCUUCAGUGAAUCUCUCUAUGCCAAAAGUUUCUGGGCCUGAUCUUGACCUGAACUUGAAAGGACCAAGUUUGAAAGGAGACCUGGAUGCAUCCAGUCCCAGCAUGAAGCUGCAGACCCCAGGUCUUGACCUCAAAGGUGUUGGUGGAAAAGUACAGAUAGGAGGAGAUGGUGUGAAGGUGUCAGGGAUUGAUGCCACAACAGCACUUAAUGUGGGGGCACCAGACGUGACGCUGAAGGGACCAAGCCUACAGGGAGAUCUGGCUAUGUCUGGGGACAUCAAGUGCCCUAAAAUAUCCGUGGGUGCUCCUGAUCUCAGUUUGGAGGCCUCAGAGGGUGGUAUCAAACUUCCCCACAUGAAGCUGCCUCAGUUUGGCAUCUCCACUCCAGGGUCCGACUUGGACAUGAACAUCAAGGGGCCACAAGUUUGUGGAGAACUAAAGGGGCCGGGGAUGGAUGUGAACCUGAAGGGGCCCCAUGUCUCAGCUCCAAGCAUGGACUUUAACGUGGAAGGACCAAAAGUGAAGGGGAGCCUUGGGGCCGCUGGUGAACUGAAAGGCCCAGCAGUUGGGGGAAGUCUUCCAGGUAUCAGUGUUCAAGGCCUAGAAGGAAAUCUCCAAAUGCCUGGAAUUAAGGCUUCUGGGUGUGAUGUGAAACUCCCAACGGGGCAGCUUUCUGGUCCCGAAAUUAAAGGAGAUCUGAAAGGUUCAGGAAUAGGUCUGCAUGAUGUCAGCGUCAAGGGGCCUUCCUUUAACACAGCAUCACCUGAGUCAGAUUUUGGUGUCAGCUUGAAGGGCCCCAAAGUCAAAGGAGGUGUAGAUGUCUCAGGGGGUGUCAGUGUCCCAGAUAUCAACCUGGGUGAAGGGCAUAUGAGUGUCAAAGGCUCUGGGGUUGAGUGGAAGGGACCCCAGGUCUCCUCCUCUCUAAACUUGGAUACAUCUAAACUUGCUGGGAACCUUCAUUUCUCAGGACCAAAGAUAGAAGGCGGUGUGAAAGGAGGCCAGAUUGGACUCCAAGGUCCUGGGCUGAGUGUGUCUGGGCCUCAGGGUCACUUGGAAAGUGGAUCUGGAAAAGUAACGUUCCCCAAGAUGAAGAUCCCCAAAUUUACCUUCUCUGGCCGUGAGCUUGUUGGCAGAGAAGUAGGGGUGGAUGUCAACUUCCCUAAAGUAGAGGCCAAUGUGCAGGCUGGUGCAGAAGGUGACUGGGAAGAGUCUGAAGUAAAACUUAAAAAAUCCAAAAUCAAAAUGCCGAAGUUUAAUUUUUCCAAGCCUAAAGGGAAAGGUGGUGUCACUGGCUCACCAGAAGCAUCCAUUUCUGGGUCCAAAGGGGACCUGAAGAGCUCAAAGGCCAGCUUGGGCUCUCUGGAAGGAGAAGCAGAUGCUGAAGCAUCUUCACCAAAAGGCAAAUUCUCCCUGUUUAAAAGCAAGAAACCAAGACACCGCUCCAACUCCUUCAGCGAUGAGAGGGAGUUCUCUGCGCCUUCCACCCCAACUGGGACUUUGGAAUUUGCAGGUGGAGAAGUUAAAGGCAAACAUGGAAAGCUGAAAUUUGGUACCUUUGGUGGGUUGGGUUCAAAGAGCAAAGGUCAUUAUGAGGUGACAGGGAGUGAUGAUGAGGCAGUCAAGUUACAGGGGAGUGGAGUGUCCUUGGCCUCCAAGAAGUCCCGGCUGUCUUCCUCCUCCAGCAAUGACAGUGGGCCUAAGGUUGGCAUCCAGCUACCUGAAGUAGAACUAUCAAUUUCCACAAAGAAAGAGUAGUGUGCCUUGAAUGUGUGUACAUAUAUAUAUAUAAAUACAUCAGCCUUGGGUGUGUUUGUAUAUAAAUUCCAAAGAGAAACACCCCAACAGCCUCAGCAAUAAUAGAGAUCUUGCCUCCACCAGUGGCAAGUGCUGACAAACCAAGUGCCUCUAGGCUCCUGGGACUCUGCAGCUAGGUAAAGGGUUCUAAGUUCAUCUGGCCCAUGUGCAAAGUCAACAGUAUUUGCCUUAAGAUUUCAGCUUUUGGUUUCUUUCUUUCUUUCUUUUUCUUUUCUUUUUUGCAUUGAACGCUGAGAGCCCGUGUUUACUAAGCAAGCUUUGUGUUUAUCAUCCUUAUUUUUACUGAGCAUUGUUAGUACCUGGGUAAUGGAAACCCACUUUUUUUUUUCAUUGUAAUGACUUUGGGGACUUUUGUGAGUAAAAGAGGGUGGGAUAAAACAUAGCAGAGGGGGCCAGGUCUUUGUUGCUCUGAAGGUUGGAAAUGUACAAACAGCACCACCUUGGCAUGGCUCAGAGGAGGUGGCAGCCAACCUCUACAGAGAACAGUUUCUCAGUUCUCUGUAGCAUGAAUUUUUAUCCCCAGGUGUGUUAGUUCCAGCCUAGUUUGGUGCUCAAGGUGAGAGGGGGAUUUGAAUAUGUUUGCAAACUAUCCAACCCAUCCCAUCAAGGUGAGGGGCUUCCAUUCUGGGUUGGUAAGAAAAGUGUUCAUUCAUGACUGCCAUGUUCUGAUUCCUUUUAACAAAUGUCAUCGUGAUUAAGGAAAUAUCUGGCACUUUAAUGGCAAAUUAAUUCAGAAUGUAAGAAAGUUGAUGCUGUACAAGGCAAAUAAAGCCAUUUAUUAACCCUGA